Molecule: messenger RNA, 4175 nt
Organism: Panonychus citri (citrus red mite)
Lineage: Eukaryota; Metazoa; Arthropoda; Arachnida; Trombidiformes; Tetranychidae
Gene: Wdr59
Product: GATOR complex protein WDR59-like
Exons: 6
Coding region: 779-3991 (1070 amino acids)
Molecular function (GO): protein binding
Source: RefSeq, a predicted model, not a curated record
UUCUCUCAGUUUGAUUUUCACUCUCUCAUCAACAGUUUUAUUAUUUCUCUUCUAAAUGGUUUUAUUUUUCUUUCUAAUCUAAAUUGUAUUGUGUUUAUUUCUAAAUUUGAAGUUAAUCACGUCAUGUAACAAUCUGAUUAUUUGAUUAACCAUAAAUUCAUAUCUCAGUGAAUCUGUUUUCAAUUUGCUUUUCUGUUUUUGUUGCUUCUUCAGCUGAGUUUCUGUCUGUAUUUUCCUGUCUCUCUCUCUCUCUCUCUCUCUCAUUUACUCUCUUUUAAUCUCCCUCAUUCAUUUUAUUAAUCCAUUAAUAUGAUCGGGUCAAAACAUUUAGUCUCCUUCUUUUAUUUAAUUUGAUUGUUCACUUUUUUUUAUGUUAUAUCAUCAUCACAAUCAAUCCUUACUCUUGCUGAUGCUUUUGUUUUGACAAAAGGUUUAGAGUGACAAUUAAAAAGGAUGUCCGAUUCUCGUCUUGCUGGUGAUUGUCAAGUUAAUUGGACUACUGAUUUAUUAGGAAAUUGUUCAUUUCUCUUGUUUAUUAUUGUUACUAAUUUCACCGAUUGUUAAUGUAGAUCAUUUUUUGACAAUAUCUCUUUCCUUUGUCUUCAUUUGUCUCUCUUCUCAUUUCUUCCCUCUCAUUUCUAUCUAUCUCUUUAUCUUUCUUUUUUUCUCUCUCUCUCCUUGUAUAUUUUUAUAAUUCAUUUGAAAUUUCUUUCUGAAACCUGGUGAUUCCUGUUGAUUUGGUUAACAUAUUUUGUGUCAAUCGAAAAGCCAAAUCAAAAUGUCUACUCGAUGGAGUAAUGAGAAAGUAACUGCUGAACAUAAAGACAUCGAAGCUGAUGUUAUGUGUAUCCAUUCAAUGGGUCGUUAUAUUGCCUUAUCCAAUCCAAGGAAUAUUUAUAUUAUCGAUAUUGACAAUCCAUCCAAAAUCGCCCGAUCAAUUGCCCGAUCUUCCAAAUGGGAUGUGACCGCUUCCGAAUGGAGUCCACACCAAACCAGCCUCCUAGGUCUCAGUUAUUAUCAAUAUGUUGCUGUUUAUUCAUUUGCUGAUGUUAAUUCAGAUAAAGGGAUUGUCAGUGAUACCCGAAGAUUCCAGCGAAACCCUGAACCUGAAAUAUUGUUGAAAGGACAUCGACGAGUUGUGACCGACUUUAAUUGGGCUCCGUUCGAUCCUAACAUUUUAGCAUCAUGUUCCAUGGAUACUUUUGUCUAUGUUUGGGAUCUCAGGGAGCAUAGGAGACCCUGUUUAGGAUUUUCAUCCGUUGUUGGCCCGAGUCAAGUCAAAUGGUCCAAAUCGGAUGAGAACAUCAUAGCAACAGCAUUAGAAGGUGAUAUUAGAAUUUGGGAUAAACGGAAAGUUGCCAAUCCUGUUCACUAUAUUUCGGCUCAUGAUCAACGUAUCCAUGGACUUGAUUGGAAUCCUUAUAAUGGUUCACAAUUUGCAACCUGUAGUCAAGAUUGUACAGUAAAAUUUUGGGAACUUUCAACUGUCGGUCAACAAGAUCCGGUCAUUUUAUCGACAAAAUUGCCUGUUUGGCGAGCUAAGUUUACCCCCUUUAGAAAUGGUCUAAUCACGGUUGUUGUACCUCAACUUAGACGAACGGGUGAUAUUAAUUCACUUUGGUUAUGGAAUACUAAUAAUCUCGAGCAACCAGUUCACUCUUUCUUUGGUCCAACCGAUGUAGUUAUCGACUUUGGUUGGCGUUGGAGGCCAGAUUUGGGUGCUGCCGAUCUAGUCACUUGGUCCAAGGAUAGUACACUUCGUAUCUGGUCUGUUGAUAAGCCGAUUCUUUCGUUAUUUAAUGAAGUUAAUCAAGAUGAUUCCCUUGAAUAUUCACCAGCUGAGGAAGCUGAAAAUAGGAAUAUAUUUAUUUGUAAUACAAUUAACACUGUUCCCCAAGUACAACAAGAGAGAAGCGACUCCAUCCGACUGAUAGACGAUAAUGUAGUGCAAUACACAACGAAUGCCGAUCUGAUUGACCGGGGUAAUACCCCUGAUCGUGGGAAAAUACCUUUAUCGGAUAUAAACAAUUUAGCCAAAUCCAGUGAAUCUAAGGACGUUGUCAUUAAUUAUAAAUCAAAGUCAUUUUCACCUUCAUCAACUAAACCUCAAAAUUAUAAAACAUCAACAGUUGAACCAAUUUCAUCUGGAUUACUCACUCCACCUGAUCUUCAAGAAGAAUUUGCUCUUAUGAAUUUGGACAAUUAUCAAUUUACUAGUUCUAAUUUAAGAAUUGAAGACUUUAACCCAAUCAAGCGAUACUGUAUUGUGAGCGUUGAAACGGCUUUCAAAUCUGGUCUACGAGUUAAACUUAAAGUGACCUUUCCAAACUCUUAUCCCAAUGGGAUAGCACCAACAUUUGAGAUUCUCGAUGAAGGUGAAUUGGAGAAAUCAAAACGAAAUGAGAUACUACGUAUUCUUAUCAACACAGCAUCGAAACAAGUUAAACAAAAUCGACCUUGUUUGGAAUAUUGUUUAAGAGAUUUUGCCGCUUCUUUAGACCGAAAAGCUCAUCUUAAUGUUAGUUCACUUCCAAACAAUCCAACCAACACUUCAGAAUCAGAUUAUUCAACUCUCUAUGGUAGUUUCCACGAUGCUCAGGUUCCUUUUCCUAAAAUUUGCGGAGGUCGUUUUUGUGGAGCUGAUUUAUUAGUUUGUUUCGGGAAAAUGUCCUACUUUCAGCGAAUCAACGAUUCCAAUGAUCAUACACCUCGAGCUUUGUCAGAUCUUUCUGCUUAUUUACAGACUAACUAUCGUCCUCUCGCCCCAAUGCCAGUUAAAUCAUUUGAUUUCGGCUCGUUCAAAGACAAUUAUUCAAUAUCAUCAUUCCCAUACUAUUAUGGUGAUGACUUGAAAUUCCGUCGAUUUCAAUCCCAAGGAAAGGAACGUUCCUACAUAUCGUUAGCGUCGAUGCGCUGUGGUCCAAUAACGAUUUACAAUGCAUCCGAAUUGAUGCCUUGCAGUCGAUCUCUAGCAGAAAAGUAUAUUUUUAAUUAUCAAAGUAGAAUUGAAAUGUGUAAGAAAAACGCAAUUUUGGCUCUUGAAGAAAGUCGUAAAGAUCUUCACCAAACCUGGAAUCUUGCGACACUUUCUUGUGAUCCAAUUCUCGCCUACACUUCUCACGAUCAUCUUAACAUUGACGCUCCUUGGGCAACUCAUCCUUUUGGUCGGAAAAUGAUUCAAUCACUAAUCGAUUAUUAUCUUAAAACUAUGGGCGAUGUUCAAAUGGCCGCAAUGUUAUGUUGCGUUUUCUCAUCUCGAUGUGAAGUUUGCGGAAAAAUGGGCUGCCUACAACGAAACUGCUCUUCUGAUUACGACUCAAGUCCCAGUAGUUACGGACCUGGUGAAUCGCCAUAUCACACAAUUUCAGGACAAUCAACCUCAACUACCACACCGGUCGUAUCAAAAAUAGCUGAUGAAUGGAAUAUAAUUUCAGCGAUAAAAAACUUCAAAAGAAAUCGUUCAAACUCUUGGAGUGAUUUAGGUGAAAGUGAAGCUCCCUCAUCACCUUAUUUUAUACUUAAUUCAAAUCGGAUGAACGAGAUAAAUUUACUUCGAGAUCAACGGGAAAUUGAAAAGACUCACAUGUUUAAUAAAAUGUUGGAUCCACAAUUAAACCUUUACUUUGAUUGUAUCAAACAAAUUUACGGUGAUUUGUUACUUCGUUGGGGUUUACUUGGUAAACGAGCACAAUUAAUGAAAUUUGUUCAAGAAAAUUUUAACUUUCAACAAGAUGACUCUUCUUUACGAUCAGUUAAUUUUGCUUCAAUUUGUCAACAUUGUUCAGUCAAGUGUUCAACAUCAUCUUCAAGUCAAUGUAAUCAAUGUAAAAAGUUAAAUCUUAAUUGUUCCCUAUGUAAUAUAUCUGUUCGUGGUUUAGUCACUUUCUGUCAUCUCUGUGGCCACGGUGGACACACCGAACAUAUAUUCAAUUGGUUCACCAAUAACGAUAACUGUCCCACUGGAUGUGGAUGUAAAUGUGUUUUAGAGUAGAAAACAAAAACUAAUUUCAUACAAUAACUACAAAAAUAUUCCCAAUCUAAUCAUGAGAACUAAAUUUAUAUUAAUCAAUACCAAUGAUCAACUAUCAUAAUUAUGAUAUUUUUUUUAUUCCUUUGUAAAAACUAGCACAUUUUGAUAUUAAAGAGUAUCACUAACUUAAAGUAUAAAUGAAAAA